Messenger RNA from Ctenocephalides felis (cat flea), 2919 nucleotides. RefSeq names its product ADAMTS-like protein 3. Gene Ontology annotation, molecular function: metalloendopeptidase activity. Bases 61 to 2919 code for a protein of 952 amino acids. Gene Ontology annotation, biological process: extracellular matrix organization. The transcript is spliced from 13 exons. Gene Ontology annotation, cellular component: extracellular matrix. Lineage: Eukaryota; Metazoa; Arthropoda; Insecta; Siphonaptera; Pulicidae. The record is from RefSeq and is a predicted model, not a curated record.
AAAAAACUCUGAAACCGAACAAAUUAAGUCCAAGCAUUGUUCGCUGUUUACUUUACCAACAUGAGUUUUUCUAUUAUUGUAUUUUUUAUCAGUGUAGCAGUUUUGGCUCCAGCAGCUUGGUUAAAUGAUAAUAAUUUUGUCACAACAACACAAGAUAUAAUUAUAUAUGACAACUUUCGAAUAGAUGAUAAUUCUAAUUCAAAUUGGACUGCCGCCUCAGAUCACAAUAAAGAAUGGUAUGAUAGUUGGAGCAGAUGGUCUCAAUGGUCAACAUGUUCGCGGUCUUGCGAUGGUGGAGUUUCCCAUCAGUUAAGGCGCUGCAUUGCGGAACAAGGUUGUCAGGGAGAGCCAUUACGUUACAAAAUUUGCAACAUGCAGCCUUGUCCAGAAUAUCAAGAUUUCCGCGCACACCAGUGUUCAGCUUACGAUGGUAUGCUCUAUGAAGGUGUGCUAUGGCUUUGGAGUCCUCAUUAUGACGAUUCCGAGCCAUGUGCGUUAACUUGCCGCGGUCGUCCAGCCGCUCAGGGGUCGUCAAUAGAUGAAGAUGCUAUUAUGGUCGUCCAAAUGGCGCCAAGGGUACAAGAUGGAACGAGGUGCCGUCCUGGCAGUCUUGAUAUGUGUAUUCAUGGACAAUGCCAGCAUGUUGGUUGUGAUUUGCGAAUUGGAUCAUCUAAGAAGGUUGAUGUUUGCGGCAUAUGCGGCGGUGAUGGAAAGUCAUGCGGUUUACCGCUUUACCAUUGGGUUCUAUCAACAAUGUCCCAUUGCUCGGCCACUUGCGGAGGAGGUUACAAGAUGUCCCGACCAACUUGUAGAAAUCGUGUUACAGGGGUAGAUGUAGAAGACCAAUUAUGCAAUGAAACUCAAAGACCAGAUAUGCAAGUUAUCCAGUGCAACAUGAUUAAAUGUCCUGCUAAGUGGAUGGUCAGCGAGUGGGGCGAAUGUUCUGCAUCAUGUGAAGGCGGCGUGAGAAUAAGAGUUGUGAACUGUGUGGAAGAAGAUAAUGGAACAAUAAUUAAAGUUCCAGAUAGCAAUUGCAGGUUAGAUCGUCCGCGAACGCAGGAGCCCUGCGGCCUGAGAGGCUGCUCACGUUGGGAAACGCGAAAUUGGUCUGGGUGCUCUGUUUCCUGUGGUUCUGGAAUUCGUGUUCGCGGAGUGGAAUGUGUAAAUUUGGAUGGAGCUAUUGAUCAGAACUGCGACGAAUCCAAAAUGCCAGAACGUAUGGAAGCAUGUAGUACGGGAAUUGCAUGCCCUAUACAACACCAUCUCGAAUUGGAUAAUGAAAAAGAAAAGGAUCGUUCAUCUAGUGCUUUGUAUCAUACUCAACCAUUAAUUCAAUUAUUUCCUCCUGCUGUAGCGGAAAGGCUUAUGGCAAAGCAAGCUGCACCUUCAGAAGCAACAUUUAUAAAAGACUAUCAAUGGAGUGCAUGUAGCGUUACGUGCGGAGAAGGAGUUCGCCGUCGCGAGUUUCACUGUAAAAUAUUUCUAGAAUUUUCUCAAACAAUAGCAAUUGUACCAGACGAAAAAUGUCCGGGCAUAAAACCAUUACCAGAGACCGAGCGAUGCACACUAGAGCCGUGCUCAUUUGCCUAUGGAUUUAGCGAUGCCGCCUAUCCUAACGAUUUGCAUAGCGUCCGUGUUGCCGGAACCCCCGGUAAAACGUAUUCAUGGCAAGAACAAGGCUACACACAUUGCAGUGCCUCCUGCUUGGGUGGUGUUCAAGAACUUAUCAUCAAUUGUGUACGUGAUGACACUGAUAAAAUAGCUUCACCUUACAUGUGCUCGCCCGAAACGAGGCCAGAGAAUCGAAUCCGAACAUGUAAUGAUCAUCCAUGUCCGCCACGGUGGAAUUAUUCUAAUUUUCAACCAUGUACAAAGUCUUGCGGUAUUGGCAUUCAAACUCGUGAAGUUAAUUGCAUACACGAAGUAACACGCGGGGGUGGAAAUACUGUCGUAGUUCCUAAUAAUAUGUGCCCACAGCCACCUCCUCCCGACAGACAAUACUGCAAUGUAUUGGAUUGCCCUGCGAGGUGGAAAAUUGGUGAAUGGGGAAGAUGUAAUAAAAGCUGUGGAGGAGGUAUGAAAAUGCGGCAUGUCAGUUGUAUGCAAGUCAUGGCACAAAAUCAUGAAGUUGAAAGGCCUGCAAGCGCCUGCGCUACCGCCAGACCACAAGAUAGAAAAUCUUGCAAUAAUAAAAAUUGUGUUUCCUUAGAUAAACCGCACAUAGCAAUGAAUAAUAGUUCUUUUAUUCAGCACGAUUUAAAACGCAAAAAGGUUACGUUAAAAAUCGGAGGCGCUGGUACGGUAUUUUAUGGGACUCACGUUAAAAUAAAAUGCCCAGUCAAAAAGUUUAAUAAAACACGUAUACUCUGGACAAAAGAUGAUAGUCAAAUAACAAAGUCAAACAAAUAUCGAGUUUCGCGAAAAGGCGUCUUACGUAUACAGGAAGUCACAUAUCGCGACGGUGGUAUUUACACAUGUAUCGCUGGUCAGUCAUAUGCAAAAUUUGUGCUGGCAGUGAAGACAAAACCGGGUGAAUACAGUAAUAGCAAAAAAUUCGAUGCCGGACAGCAUCGAACAGGUGAUAAUCAAGCUAAACUGUUAUAUCAACCGGACGAUGAAAGCAAUAAAGAAAGCAAUGAACCAAAAAGUCCAAAACCGCAACGUACAGCUGCCAAUAGGAUAGUUAUUACAACAAUUUUGCAAUCUGAAAAUAGUACAGAGAAAGCUCUUUCGUCACAUAUUUUCGAGCAAAACGAUGGUAGCGACACAGCAGCACCCGGAAACGUAGCAGUCGCCGCAAGUUCAGCUGAACGCCCUGUGCCUAAUAUCAGCAUGCUCAUUUCCACUUUAAAGAUGCUCAUAGCAAGUGAAUUGGCUCGACUACUUGGCAACCAAAGCAAUUAUGAAAAUAGUAGUUAA